Molecule: messenger RNA, 1617 nt
Organism: Lentinula edodes (shiitake mushroom)
Lineage: Eukaryota; Fungi; Basidiomycota; Agaricomycetes; Agaricales; Omphalotaceae
Exons: 4
Coding region: 187-1344 (385 amino acids)
Source: RefSeq, a predicted model, not a curated record
GUGCACUGAAACAGAAUCAUGAUCAGAGUCAACUUUGACUUAGUUUCGAAGAAAUAGAUCUAGUAAACGGCGUCGAAUUUAUUGUCUGUGACAGAAUUUCUCGAUUUUAGUGACACAGAAGACCAGAGCCGGCUGAGUCACUGUCCUAUAAGUUUGGCCCUCAAACAAAACAUCUAAAUAUCCAGCAUGGAUACUAUCGAACACUCUGACUUUCAGAAACAUGCCAAACUUGAAGCUGAGUACCAAACUCGCUUCUUACGAUGGUCAAAACUGCGGACUAUUGUAGAACGAUGGGAACAAUCACAAAAUCAUUUUCCUCUUGACGAUGCUCGAAAAGCAAAGCUCCAGUCUCUCAAAGCCCAGGUUGAAGACGCUCAGAAGCAACUUGAUGCGGCUCAUGCUCGACGUGCGGAGAACGGAAAUUCAUCCCUCACUCCGCUCCUGACAUCCGUGGAGAACCAGGAGACUAAAAUUCAGGAACUCCAGAGACUUUCUAACGAACUCGAUCUGAAAUUAGUAGAGGCAGCGGCGCUGAAAAAGGAAGCGGAGAACAAGCCAUUGACUUCCGCAGAGCGCGUCGUAUCCAAUGAUGCUGACACUGAGACUCGUCCCAACUCAUCCAAACGAAGGCGUACCGAUGCUGGCUAUGAGGAUUCUGCUGCUGCUUCCUUGGCACGAACAAAGGAGGAGAUAAGUGGUCUUCAUGUUACUUUAAGAGAAGUCUUGGAACGCGUUUCGAUUGUCGAGAAUAACAUCGCCUCACAGGAAACAGAGGUGCGAGAGGUGAUGCAAGCAUAUCAUGCCCAGGGGGAAGCAGGAGAGUCUUCGAUUGUCAGUCCGCUUGAGGCUCGUACCAGUCAUAUGCAGGAGCAGAUGGACGAUAUUGCAAUGAAUCUCACUGAGCUUUCCGAGUGGAUCGCAGAACUAUAUAUCGACAACUCGAGCAUAGAUGAGAGGCAUAAAGAUAUGAUUGCAAAGAAGGAAGGCGAAGAAGCAGAAAUUCGAGUCCUGCUAGCACGUGUGGAAGAGCAUGAAAAAAGUCGCGCCAAAGACAGAAACGAAAUUGAGACACUUUCUGCGGCUCUGACUGCUUACUACGAAAAACCGGUUUCACCACCUUCUUCCCCCUUCGACCCCGAAACCGUUGUGCUGGAUAUGGAAGAACAAAUCAAAGAACUAGUCCGCAAUGCGAUCAAACCCCACGUCGAAGAAACACGAACUACCUUGUCAGAGGAUUUGCAAAAGUAUGAUUCCGAACUCUAUCGUUCGCUUUGGAAGAAGCUUUCCAUGACCAACCAAGUCAUUGCCGCUGUAUCUGAGGCUACAACCCGACCGCCUACUUAAAUUCGAGGACUCGAUGCUUAUGAAGAAUCAAAUCAGCCUUGUUCUCUAGGGGUUUCUUACAACAUACCGGCCUGCACUACCUGCACAUUUUUUGGCCUCGUUGUUCACAGACCGCAGUGUGCAGUGAGCGACGUUGACGGCAUCAAUUUGUUUCAAUCUAGGUCAAAGAUGCAGCAUACGAUUAUCCCCAAUUUUGCAUUUCUCGAUAGUUAGUCGCGGCAUUUAGGAUGUAUGUACAAUCAUUACCUCAAAUUCGAAUGUGUUACUGGAUCU